AUGCCUAAUGCAGAGCACAGAUUUUGUGUUAGGCAUUUACAUGCAAAUUUCAAGAAGGAUUUUCCUGGGAAGGUACUCAAAGAUGCAAUGUGGAGUGCUGCUAGGGCAACAACAAAGCAUUCUUUUGACUUCCACAUGGAUGAGUUGAAGAAGCUAGAUGUGAAGGCAUAUGAGUGGCUUGUGAAGUUAGAUGUGAGAACAUGGAGCAGACAUGCUUUUAAUCCAAGAAGCAAGAGUGACACUCUAGUAAACAAUAUAGCAGAGUCUUUCAAUGCUUGGAUUUUGGAGGCUAGGGAUAAACCAGUGUUGACAACGAUAGAGAUCAUAAGAGUGAUGUUGAUGCAAAGGUUGCAAACCAAAAGAGAUCAUAUGAGAAGGUAUGAAGGGAGGGUUUGUCCAAGAAUCUAUAAGAAGCUUGAGAGGAUAAAAAACGAGGUUGGACAUUGCAUUUCUCGUUGGAAUGGAGAGUCCAAAUAUGAGGUGGAGUAUAUUUAUGGUGGAAGAUAUGUGGUGGACUUGAAUGAGAGGACUUGUGGUUGUGGGAGAUGGGGAUUGAGUGGAAUCCCAUGUUUUCAUGCUGCUGCUGCAAUAAUUGAGCAUGGAGAGCAACUUGAGACUUAUGUAGACAUUGCUUACACUAAGGAGACAUUCUUAAGUUGUUACCAAUGGAUGAUAAGCCCACUUCCAAGCCAUGAACAAUGGCCAAAAACACCCUAUGACCUAAUCAAGCCCCCAAAAUUUACAAAGAAAGUAGGCAAGCAUAAGAAGGUAAGAAAGAGGGAGGCAGGAGAACCUAUUAAUGCAUUUAGGGUGAGCAAGAAAGGAACUGCCAUGAAAUGUGGGAAUUGUUUCCGGUGGGGCCAUAAUCAAAGAACUUGUAAAGCUCCUGAUAACCCCAACAAGAAGGCUUAUAAAAAGAAAAAGAAAGGGCAAUUAGAACAAUCAUCUACAUCUGGAGCUAAAGGGAGUAAAAAAUUAUUGGUACUCAGCAAUCAAAUAUAGGUACUUAACAGUCAAGUCAAAGUCGUACAAAAGACAACACUAGUGGAAGCAAGAAGGAUAAGGGAAAGGCUAAGGUUUAGUGGCAGCAAGAAGAUAAAUAAUUUUUUAGUUCAAUAAUUUGUUUAGUGAUACACAGCCUUCUAAAAAUAUUGAUGGAGCCAAUAUACUUUUGUUUUUCAAUAUUGCUUGGAAAGUGUAAUUAUUGAUUCAUUGAGUGUUAUUUUUUUGGCAAACAAUAUACCAUUUGUGAAUACUUAUUUGAUAUUUCAAUUCAUGGCAUAUUGAGAUCCUUUUAAGAA
This is a messenger RNA of Vitis vinifera (wine grape), 1301 nucleotides long. RefSeq lists its product as uncharacterized. Bases 1 to 1002 code for a protein of 333 amino acids. Lineage: Eukaryota; Viridiplantae; Streptophyta; Magnoliopsida; Vitales; Vitaceae. Gene Ontology annotation, molecular function: zinc ion binding. The transcript has 2 exons. The record is from RefSeq and is a predicted model, not a curated record.